AUGUUGUUGCGCCAUCGCCUUACAUUGUUAACGCUGAUACGGUCAAAAUCAAUAUUCGCGCUUAGUUCGGGUCCUAGCCCAGCGGCUGUCUCGAUUAUUCGAAUAUCAGGUAGGAAAUUAUGCUAACUAUCAGAUAGUAAGGGGAACACAUGCCAAUGUAAAUCUCUGGUUUAGGUCCCGAAAGUAAAUUAGUCCUUCAAAAGAUCUCCAGAUCCCAAAAAUUCGAUCACCGUCUCAUGAAAUACUGUGAAUUCUAUAGGCAGAGCGGAACACUGAUCGACAAAGGACUGGCUGUUUAUUUUAAAGGUAGUUUCUGUAUCCGUAAUAUGUUUUAUUUCGUGCGUUGUUUUAGGUCCUCAAUCAUUUACGGGGGAAGAUUCUGCCGAAUUUUUUGUUCACGGGAGCCGAGCUGUUGUCGAUAUGUUGCUAGAAGAGCUGGGCAGAUACCCAAACCUAAGAGCCGCUGGACCUGGGGAAUUUACCAAACGGUAAGGUCUUGUGUUACACGUAAUUAUACUGCAAUACGAAUUAUUUGUGAGGGCCGUCAUCAUUGUCUAAACAAGGAAAUUUCAGCGCAUUUUUCAACGGGAAGUUGGAUUUGACCCAAGCCGAAGCCCUGAACGACUUAAUAUUGGCUGAGACACCCGCGCAACUCUUUCUAGCCAAUCGUCAAUCUAACAUUUCUAAAAAACUACAACCCAUCCGAGAGGCAUUGCUUAAUUUCGGUGCUGAAUUGGAGGCUAACAUUGAUUUCGGAGACGAUAUUCAAAACCAGCAAGGGCAAUGUUGGAAAAAAAGAAUAAAGAACGAAGUGAAAUCGCUGAUUACGGUAGUUGAAUCAAUGGUCGGAACUGCGAAGAAAGGAAUUUUGGUAAGAGAUGGAGUCAAGAUUGCUCUGAUUGGAAGAACUAAUGUGGGGAAGAGCAGUCUGAUGAAUAAAUUGGCCGAAAGAGAUGUGGCCAUCGUCUCGGAUAUACCGGGAACAACAAGGGAUUGUUUGGAACUAAAAAUACGAAUGGCCGACCUAAAUGUAACACUAUUUGAUACAGCCGGAAUCAGAGAAACAAAGGAUAAAUUGGAAUUAGAGGGAAUCAAACGGACUCGAAAGAGGUAAGAUUGUAUUAGAUGUAAUAUUACACGGUAUGUAUGUGUAACACUAAAUAUAGAAUCAAUCUACAAAAUUUGUGAUUCCAGUGCAGAAGAAGCCCAUCUACUUGUUUUGGUAGUGGCUCCAGCAAAUGUGUCACCAUUAAAUUCUGUUAUCAAUGAAAUAAAGUGGUUAAUAGAAAGUUUCCCAUCAACUCCGAAGGUGAUCCUGAUAAACAAAGUGGACUUGCUUGACUCAAAAGUGGUAGACCAAAUUAAAAAUGGUAUAAUUUUGCUCUAUUGUCUCUAUCGUUCAUUUAUCCGUGUUUUUAAACUUUCUUUUCAGCCCUACCCCACCUAAAAAUGGCCUUUGUUUCCUGUCUCACCAACUCUGGAAUCUCCAGUUUGAUAUCAAAUCUAGAACUAAAUGUAAAAGACCUCACCACUAUUGAAGAAAAUGAAAUGGUUCUGAGUCGAGAAAGACAUCUUCGGUUACUCGAACAGGCUUAUGAAUCACUUGAGAACUUCGUCCAGAACAUUGAUGUGGACACAGCGAUUGCCGCUGAAGAUUUGAGAGAAUGCGCUGAAGUCAUUGGGGAAAUAACUGGAGUUAUCAGUCGAGAAUCUGUCCUCGACAAAUUGUUUUCUUCAUUUUGCAUAGGCAAAUGA
This is a messenger RNA of Bursaphelenchus xylophilus (pine wood nematode), 1755 nucleotides long. Lineage: Eukaryota; Metazoa; Nematoda; Chromadorea; Rhabditida; Aphelenchoididae. The record is from the annotation of a GenBank genome assembly.